CGGCCGUCGGCCAAGGAGCUCCCUCCGCCGGCCCCGAGAGGCCGAGGCCGUUCGGCCGGGAGGGAGCGGGAGGGAGCGGGAGGGAGCGGGAGGGCGGCAGGACGGACGGAGGCUUCACCGGGGCCGCUCCGCAGAGACCAGCUUCACUUCCUCCCCAAAACCGAAGGCAGCAGUUGCUGAAUCAGAAGCUUUGACAAGAAGAAUAGCAGGACAAAUAACUUGACACUGUAACAUACUUAAUCCAAGAACUGGACCUAAACCCUGCAUUAACUGUUCUGUCAACAUUGGUAGUUAAAAUGGACCACAACCUCCCCAUGAGACCAGUAGUCAAGGAUUCUCAUAGUAGCUGUGGCGAAGCGGGAGCCACCAUGGCGGAUGCUGCUGUGGCUGCUUGUAGCUAUUUUAGUUAAAGCCACAACAUCAAAGACCAUACAGUGCUGAAGCAAAGCGAAAAUGGGGUCUAAGGGAGAGAGUGCCACGGUUUUAAGGGGCAAUAGAUUAACCUCAGGUUGGUGGAUACUGUGCUCAAGAUGAACAACCCAGCACACUAGGAUUUGGGGGCAAAUAUUUUCUUUUGACUAUUUUGUGACUUCAGAUACCUCCAAUUAUCUCCUUUCAAAUCAACGCAUAUCAGCUGUCUUCACCAGAAAUGUUUUUAACAUUCUCUAGAAAAAACAUGUCCCAGAAACUGAGUUUAUUGUUGCUGAUAUCUGGAUUCAUUUGGGGUUUGAUGUUACUUCGCUACACUUUUCAACACCCAAGACAUCAAAGCAGUGCUGAGUUGCGUGAACAAAUACUGGACUUGAGCAAAAGAUAUGUUAAAGCUUUGGCAGAGGAAAAUAAGAACAUAGCGAAUAGUGGGAGUGGAGCAUCUAUGGCAGGAUAUGCUGAUCUGAAAAGAACAAUUGCGGUCCUUCUGGAUGAUAUUUUACAGCGCCUUGUGAAACUGGAAAGCAAAAUUGACUACAUAAUUGUGAAUGGCUCAGCAACCAACACUACCAAUGGGACCAGUGGUAAUUUGAUGCCGGUAACAACAAGUAAACGUAUAAGCGCAGUUGGCAAUAUUAGAUAGCAGUAGUAGAUCGCUUUAUGCUGCUCAUUUACCGUGGAUUAUAUCCUUGUCCAGGAAAGCUUUUUCAAAUCUCUGGCUAAAGCAGAGUAAUAGUUUGCUGUAGAAACUUUGUGCACUAUUUUCUAAGAAAUGUGCUGGAUUCAUGAAACCCUUAUUUCUGUAUAUGAAUUCAAAAAAUAGUACCUUUUUCCUUUCAGGCAAGUCUAGUCCAUGCUGUACAAUAUACCCAGAGGUAUUCCGGCAACAUGGUUGAUGUAGGUGUUUAUUGUGUAACUUGCUUGUGUUUGAGAUAAAGCUGAAACAAAAACACCGAGAGACGUGAAUUAAUAGUGUAUUUAUUUAAAUCUAAAUCUAACAUAUCGUUUGGACAAGUGGAGACUCUCUUGUGGAAACAUUUUUGUGAUCUGUUUUAAACAGAAAUAACUAAAUGUUAGACUAAAGCUUAUUGUAAAAUCGUAUAUACUUACAGUAUUAUAUUUUGUUACUAAGCAAUCAGUAGACUGAGAUAUCAUGCUGAGGUUAAUAUGUAGAAAUCAUGACCCAAAGAAUGUCUUUAUUUGCACUAUCUACUAGAAUAUAAUGAGGGAAAUUACUGUAUAUUUAAACAUUUAUUUUAAAAGAAUAAUGGUGAAAAUAGGUAGCAGUCACUGUCCAGAAUGUGUUCCAAAAAUUGAAGCAGUUAAAUAAUCAAUGGUAAAUUUAAUACUUUAGUUUUUUAAUAUUACAUGGUAAGAAAAAUAAGAAUUUUGUAUCGGAAAAUUUUAAUAAGAAACUGAGUGGUCAUAAUUUUCAAAUUGAUGAAUGCCGUCUAUUGCUUUUUUAAUGUAGAGUGCUUUGGCAGCCCGUGCCAGCAGUAUAUUACAUUAGGUUUUUGUCAUUUUCUUGUUCUGUCUCCUACUUAGACUAUGACCCCAAUGUGGGACAGCACUGUGUCCAAUCUAAUUAUCUUGUAAAUACUCCAGUGCUUAGUACACAAUAAGCACUUAACACAUAACACAAUUACUAUUAUUAUUAUGUUCCUAUUUAUACUAAAUUGGAAUGAGGAGAACUGACGCAACAAAAAGCCAAUUGUUUGUGAGCUUCUUGAGGGACAGGGUCUGUGUCUAAUUCCCAUCUGUGCACUCUUUCCCCAGUGCUUAGUACAGUGCUUGGCACAAGCCAGUGCUUUCUAUUACUACUACUACUACUAAUUCUUGCUAAAUGCAGUUGCUAGCCAAGAUAAUAUUGCCUUAAGUGUUACUUAUAGCUGAUAAAAACUGCCAUAAUUGUUCUCUAUAACAAAUGCUUAAAUUAAGCUCAUCAGUGUCUUGUUUUAGGUUUCAUCUAAUGAAGUAUAUGUGUGUGAGGGUUGUAAUCAUUUAACAUGCUUUGAUAUACUGCCAGUAAAUAGUUUAUCAAUCAAGUAGGUGCUUCAUGAUUUACAGCUUUCUAAACUCUUUCCUCUUCUGUCUUUAGUUUAGCUCUAUAUAGAAAGUGAAAAACAUAUAUGAUUCAGUAGAACUUGGAACACUGUUCAAAUGAUGUCUGUGACAUAGGUGUGAAUAUAUUUGGUUUGUUUUUUUUCAGGGACAAAAUAAAAUAUUUUAUUUGUACUUGUAAA
Molecule: messenger RNA, 2672 nt
Organism: Ornithorhynchus anatinus (platypus)
Lineage: Eukaryota; Metazoa; Chordata; Mammalia; Monotremata; Ornithorhynchidae
Gene: CCDC126
Product: coiled-coil domain containing 126
Exons: 5
Coding region: 650-1072 (140 amino acids)
Source: RefSeq, a predicted model, not a curated record